Messenger RNA from Indicator indicator, 11586 nucleotides. It is a transcript of the gene TRRAP, whose product is annotated as transformation/transcription domain associated protein. Gene Ontology annotation, cellular component: SAGA complex; NuA4 histone acetyltransferase complex; nucleus. NCBI's taxonomy places the organism in Eukaryota, Metazoa, Chordata, Aves, Piciformes, Indicatoridae. Gene Ontology annotation, biological process: DNA repair; regulation of DNA-templated transcription. The coding region runs from base 1 to 11586 and encodes 3861 amino acids. The record is from RefSeq and is a predicted model, not a curated record. The transcript is spliced from 72 exons. Gene Ontology annotation, molecular function: protein binding; transcription coregulator activity.
AUGGCAUUUGUUUCAGCACAAGGGCCUACUGUGGUGGACCAAACCACUUUGAUGAAAAAAUACCUUCAGUUUGUGGCUGCUCUUACAGAUGUCAAUACACCUGAUGAAACCAAAUUGAAAAUGAUGCAAGAAGUCAGUGAGAAUUUUGAGAAUGUGACAUCCUCCCCUCAGUAUUCUACAUUUCUGGAACACAUCAUCCCUAGGUUUCUCACCUUUCUACAGGAUGGAGAAGUUCAGUUUCUGCAGGAGAAGCCAGCACAGCAACUCCGCAAGCUAGUGCUUGAAAUAAUCCACAGGAUACCAACCAAUGAGCAUCUUCGUCUUCAUACCAAAAAUAUCCUCUCUGUGAUGUUCAGAUUUCUAGAGACGGAGAAUGAAGAAAAUGUCCUAAUUUGCUUAAGAAUCAUUAUUGAAUUGCACAAACAAUUUCGACCAGCAAUCACUCAAGAAAUCCAUCAUUUUUUAGAUUUUGUGAAACAGAUUUAUAAAGAACUUCCAAAAGUAGUGAAUCGGUAUUUUGAGAAUCCUCAGGUGAUUCCAGAGAACACUGUUCCUACUCCUGAAAUGGUUGGCAUGAUAACAACAAUUGUGGUGAAAGUAAACCCUGAGCGAGAAGACAGUGAAACAAGAACACAUUCUAUCAUCCCCAGAGGAUCCUUAUCUUUAAAGGUCUUGGCUGAGCUACCUAUUAUUGUUGUUCUCAUGUAUCAGCUCUACAAACUGAACAUUCAUAAUGUGGUAGCUGAGUUUGUGCCCUUAAUUAUGAACACUAUUAUAAUACAGGUUUCUGCUCAAGCAAGGCAACAUAAACUUUAUAACAAGGAAUUGUAUGCUGAUUUUAUCGCUGCUCAAAUUAAAACCUUGUCUUUUCUGGCUUACAUCAUAAGAAUUUACCAGGAAUUAGUGGCCAAAUAUUCUCAGCAAAUGGUAAAAGGCAUGUUGCAGUUGCUGUCCAACUGCCCAGCUGAAACAGCACACCUCCGGAAGGAGCUUCUGAUUGCUGCUAAGCACAUCUUGACCACAGACUUGAGGAGCCAAUUUAUUCCAUGUAUGGACAAGCUAUUUGAUGAAUCUAUACUAAUUGGCUCUGGAUACACUGCCCGAGAGACACUGAGACCACUUGCAUAUAGCACAUUGGCAGACCUGGUGCAUCAUGUCCGUCAGCAUUUACCACUCAAUGAUCUCUCCCUUGCUGUCCAGUUAUUUGCCAAGAACAUUGAUGAUGAAUCAUUGCCUAGCAGUAUCCAGACAAUGUCUUGCAAACUUCUGCUCAAUUUGGUAGACUGUAUCCGGUCUAAAAGUGAACAGGAAAAUGGAAAUGGUAGAGAUAUUCUUAUGAGAAUGCUGGAGGUUUUUGUGUUGAAGUUUCACACUAUAGCACGUUACCAGCUUUCUGUCAUCUUUAAAAAGUGCAAGCCACAGUCGGAACUUGGAGCUGCUGAAGCUGCGUUACCAGGAGUACCCACAGCAGCAAAUGCAGCACCUGUUCCUGUUCCAUCUCCUGCCCCUGCCACUCCAGUGGCCCCUGCACCAGUACCUGUGUUUGAAAAACAAGGGGAGAAAGAAAAAGAAGAUAAACAGACGUUUCAGGUCACAGAUUGCCGAAGCUUAGUGAAAACCUUGGUCUGUGGUGUCAAAACGAUCACGUGGGGCAUAACAUCCUGCAAAGCUCCUGGUGAAGCACAGUUCAUUCCCAAUAAGCAAUUGCAACCUAAGGAGACUCAAAUCUAUAUCAAACUGGUAAAAUAUGCAAUGCAAGCUUUAGAUAUUUAUCAGGUCCAAAUAGCAGGAAAUGGACAGACAUAUGUGCGGGUGGCAAACUGUCAGACAGUCAGGAUGAAAGAGGAAAAAGAAGUUCUGGAGCAUUUUGCUGGUGUGUUCACAAUGAUGAAUCCUUUAACUUUUAAAGAAAUCUUUCAAACUACUGUUCCUUACAUGGUGGAGAGAAUCUCAAAAAACUAUGCUCUUCAGAUUGUUGCCAAUUCCUUUUUGGCAAACCCUACUACCUCUGCCCUCUUUGCAACGAUUUUGGUAGAAUAUCUUCUGGAUCGGCUGCCAGAAAUGGGCUCUAAUGUGGAACUUUCCAAUCUGUAUCUCAAGCUGUUCAAGUUAGUCUUUGGCUCCGUUUCGCUAUUUGCAGCUGAAAACGAGCAAAUGCUGAAGCCACAUUUACACAAGAUUGUGAACAGCUCUAUGGAACUUGCACAGACUGCCAAAGAGCCCUACAACUAUUUCCUGCUGCUCAGAGCACUGUUCAGAUCUAUUGGAGGAGGCAGUCAUGAUCUGUUGUAUCAAGAAUUCUUGCCACUGUUACCAAACUUACUGCAAGGACUUAAUAUGUUGCAAAGUGGCCUUCAUAAACAACACAUGAAAGACUUGUUUGUAGAGCUCUGCCUCACUGUGCCAGUUCGUUUGAGCUCACUACUGCCUUACCUGCCGAUGCUGAUGGAUCCCUUGGUGUCAGCUCUCAAUGGAUCUCAGACCCUGGUUAGCCAGGGCUUAAGAACUCUUGAAUUAUGUGUGGAUAACUUGCAGCCAGACUUCCUGUAUGAUCACAUUCAGCCAGUUCGAGCUGAGCUAAUGCAGGCUUUGUGGCGUACACUGCGCAAUCCUGCAGACAGCAUUUCGCAUGUGGCUUAUCGUGUACUUGGUAAAUUUGGUGGAAGUAACAGGAAGAUGUUAAAGGAAUCACAGAAACUACAAUAUGUAGUCACAGAGAUCCAAGGACCAAGUAUCACUAUUGAAUUUUCAGACUGUAAAGCGUCCAUUCAGCUCCCAAUGGAAAAGGCAAUCGAGACUGCUCUGGACUGUUUGAAGAGCGCUAACACAGAACCGUAUUAUCGGAGGCAAGCGUGGGAAGUCAUCAAGUGUUUCUUAGUAGCUAUGAUGAGCCUGGAUGAUAACAAACAUGCAUUAUACCAACUUCUUGCACAUCCCAACUUUACUGAGAAGUCCAUACCCAGCGUGAUUAUUUCUCAUCGGUACAAAGCUCAGGAUACUCCAGCACGUAAAACAUUUGAACAGGCAUUGACAGGGGCGUUCAUGUCAGCAGUCAUCAAAGAUCUGAGGCCAAGUGCUCUGCCUUUUGUAGCCAGCUUAAUCCGCCAUUACACAAUGGUGGCAGUUGCUCAGCAGUGUGGUCCUUUUUUACUGCAGUGCUAUCAGGUUGGAAGCCAGCCUAGCACAGCCAUGUUUCAUAGUGAAGAAAAUGGGUCAAAAGGCAUGGAUCCUUUGGUGCUUAUCGAUGCCAUAGCAAUCUGCAUGGCAUACGAGGAGAAGGAGCUCUGCAAAAUAGGAGAGGUGGCUCUAGCAGUGAUAUUUGAUGUUGCAAGCAUUAUCUUGGGUUCAAAGGAAAGGGCUUGUCAGCUUCCCUUGUUUUCCUACAUUGUGGAACGUUUAUGUGCUUGCUGCUAUGAACAAGCAUGGUAUGCCAAACUGGGAGGUGUUGUGUCAAUUAAAUUUCUUAUGGAACGACUGCCACUAAUUUGGGUCCUCCAGAACCAGCAGACUUUCCUGAAGGCACUUCUUUUUGUUAUGAUGGAUCUAACUGGAGAGGUUUCCAAUGGAGCAGUAGCUAUGGCAAAGACCACGUUGGAACAGCUUUUGAUUAGAUGUGCAACUCCUUUAAAAGAUGAAGAAAAAACAGAAGAAAUCCUAGUAGCACAGGAAAAGUCUUUCCAUCAUGUAACACAUGACCUUGUUCGAGAAGUAACCUCUCCCAACUCUACUGUGAGAAAACAGGCCAUGCAUUCCCUGCAGGUACUUGCACAGGUCACUGGGAAAAGUGUCACGGUGAUUAUGGAGCCACAUAAAGAGGUUCUCCAAGACAUGGUACCACCUAAAAAGCACUUACUUAGGCACCAACCUGCAAAUGCCCAAAUUGGCCUCAUGGAGGGAAAUACAUUUUGCACAACUCUGCAGCCCCGAUUGUUUACAAUGGAUCUAAACGUUGUGGAACACAAGGUUUUCUACACAGAGUUACUGAAUUUAUGUGAGGCUGAAGAUACCGCCUUAAUGAAACUACCUUGUUACAAAAGUCUUCCAUCUCUUGUACCUCUUCGAAUUGCAGCCUUAAAUGCACUAGCGGCUUGCAAUUAUUUGCCUCAGUCAAGAGAGAAAAUCAUUGCUGCACUUUUCAAGGCACUUAAUUCAACAAAUAAUGAACUGCAGGAGGCAGGAGAAGCUUGCAUGAGAAAGUUCUUGGAAGGGGCUACCAUAGAAGUUGAUCAAAUCCACACACACAUGAGACCAUUACUUAUGAUGCUGGGAGACUAUCGAAGCUUGACACUGAAUGUUGUGAAUCGUUUGACAUCUGUCACUAGACUUUUCCCAAACUCUUUUAAUGAUAAAUUCUGUGAUCAGAUGAUGCAACACCUGCGUAAAUGGAUGGAAGUUGUAGUUAUUACACACAAAGGUGGACAACGGAGUGAUGGAAAUAAGAACAAUUCUGAGUAUGAGAGGUAUUCAGUGUCUCCAUUCUUUCAUUUUGAGCCUGCUGCGGAAGGGGUAGAGGAAAUGAAGAUUUGUUCAGCAAUUAUAAAUUUAUUCCACCUUAUCCCAGCUGCCCCUCAGACUUUGGUUAAACCUCUGCUGGAAGUUGUUAUGAAAACAGAACGAGCAAUGUUAAUUGAGGCUGGCAGUCCAUUCAGGGAACCAUUGAUAAAAUUUUUGACACGUCAUCCAUCCCAGACUGUGGAGCUGUUCAUGAUGGAAGCCACUUUAAAUGAUCCACAGUGGAGCAGAAUGUUUAUGAGUUUCUUAAAACAUAAAGAUGCCAAACCUCUGCGAGAUGUACUGGCAGCUAAUCCUAACAGAUUUAUCACUCUGCUGUUACCUGUUGGUACCCAAGCAGCUGUUAGACCUGGUUCUCCAAGCACUACCACAAUGCGUCUUGAUCUACAGUUUCAGGCUAUCAAGAUCAUAAGUAUUAUUGUUAAGAAUGAUGAAUGUUGGUUAGCAAAUCAGCAUUCCUUGGUGAAUCAGCUGAAACGUGUAUGGGUGAGUGAAGCUUUUCAGGAGAGACACCGUAAGGAGAAUAUGGCUGCAACAAAUUGGAAGGAGCCAAAGCUGUUAGCAUACUGCUUAUUGAAUUACUGCAAAAGGAAUUACGGCGAUAUAGAGUUGCUCUUCCAGUUGCUUCGAGCUUUUACGGGCCGAUUUCUCUGCAAUAUGACUUUCUUAAAGGAAUACAUGGAAGAAGAGAUCCCCAAAAACUACAGCAUUCCCCAAAAGCGGGCUUUGUUCUUCCGGUUUGUAGACUUCAAUGAUCCCAACUUUGGAGACGAGCUCAAAGCAAAGGUGCUGCAACAUAUCUUGAAUCCUGCUUUCUUGUACAGUUUUGAAAAGGGAGAAGGUGAACAACUGUUGGGACCUCCAAACCCAGAAGGAGAUAAUCCAGAAAGUAUCACUAGUGUUUUUAUAACAAAGGUACUUGAUCCAGAAAAACAGGCUGAUAUGCUGGAUUCUCUGAGGAUAUAUCUCUUGCAGUUUGCCACACUUCUAGUUGAGCAUGCUCCACAUCACAUUCAUGACAACAACAAAAACCGGAACAGCAAACUGCGACGCCUGAUGACGUUUGCUUGGCCUUGCCUCCUGUCCAAGGCGUGUGUGGACCCAGCAUGCAAAUACAGUGGCCACUUGCUUUUGGCACACAUCAUUGCAAAAUUUGCCAUACAUAAGAAGAUAGUUUUGCAGGUUUUUCACAGUCUUCUAAAAGCUCAUGCGAUGGAGGCCCGAGCUAUUGUCAGGCAAGCGAUGGCUAUUCUGACUCCAGCUGUGCCUGCUAGAAUGGAGGAUGGACAUCAGAUGCUGACUCACUGGACACGAAAAAUCAUUGUGGAAGAGGGUCACACGGUUCCCCAACUAGUACACAUUUUGCACUUGAUAGUACAACAUUUCAAGGUUUAUUAUCCAGUGAGACAUCACUUGGUUCAGCAUAUGGUUAGUGCCAUGCAGAGACUGGGCUUCACUCCCAGUGUUACAAUAGAGCAAAGAAAAUUAGCUGUGGAUCUUGCUGAAGUAGUUAUUAAAUGGGAAUUGCAAAGAAUUAAAGACCAGCAGCCAGAUUCAGAUAUGGACUCAAGUGCAAGUGGAGAAGGAGCGAGUUCUGCCUCGUCUGCUGUUAAAAGAGGAUUGUCUGUGGAUUCUGGCCAAGAAGUAAAACGAUUCAGGACAGCUACAGGAGCAAUAAGUGCUGUAUUUGGACGUAGCCAAUCUUUGCCAGGAGCUGAUGCACUUCUUGCCAAGCCGAUUGACAAGCAGCAUACAGAUACAGUCGUGAAUUUCUUGAUUAGAAUUGCUUGCCAGGUAAAUGACAACUCAAACACUGCUGGGUCUCCUGGGGAAUUGCUGUCUCGACGCUGUGUUAACCUUCUGAAAACAGCUUUACGACCAGACAUGUGGCCAAAAUCAGAACUGAAGUUACAGUGGUUUGAUAAGCUGCUAAUGACUGUGGAACAGCCCAAUCAAGCUAACUUUGCCAACAUUUGCACUGGCUUAGAGGUCUUAAGUUUUCUGUUAACUGUACUGCAGCCCCCUGCUAUCCUUAGCAGCUUCAAACCCCUGCAACGAGGUGUAGCAGCUUGCAUGACCUGUGGAAACACCAAGGUUUUGAGAGCGGUUCACAGUCUGCUUUCUCGUCUGAUGGGUAUUUUCCCUACAGAACCAAGUACCUCAAGUGUAGCUUCCAAAUAUGAAGAGCUUGAGUGCCUUUAUGCUGCAGUUGGAAAGGUUAUUUAUGAAGGACUUACUAAUUAUGAAAAAGCCACUAAUGCAAACCCUUCUCAGCUCUUUGGUACUUUAAUGAUCCUUAAGUCUGCAUGCAGUAACAAUCCCAGCUACAUUGACAGGCUGAUUUCAGUCUUUAUGAGGUCUCUGCAGAAGAUGGUCAGGGAACACUUAAACCCACAGGCUACAGCAGGAACAGCAGAAGCAACUACAGGUACAAGUGAACUGGUAAUGCUAAGCCUGGAUCUUGUGAAAACUCGCUUGGCUGUGAUGAGUAUGGAAAUGAGGAAAAAUUUUAUACAAGCUAUUCUAACGUCUCUCAUUGAAAAAUCUACUGAUGCCAAAAUUCUUCGUGCAGUGGUGAAAAUAGUGGAAGAAUGGGUGAAAAACAAUUCCCCAAUGGCAGCUAAUCAGACACCUACUCUCCGGGAGAAGUCCAUUUUACUAGUGAAAAUGAUGACUUACAUUGAAAAGCGUUUUCCAGAAGACCUUGAAUUAAAUGCCCAGUUCUUAGACCUUGUUAACUAUGUCUAUAGGGAUGAGAAUCUCUCUGGUAGUGAACUCACUGCUAAGCUUGAGCCAGCAUUCCUAUCGGGUUUGCGUUGUGCCCAGCCACUCAUCCGAGCCAAAUUUUUUGAGGUCUUUGACAAUUCAAUGAAACGUCGUGUUUAUGAACGCCUGCUUUAUGUGACCUGCUCUCAAAACUGGGAAGCAAUGGGGAAUCACUUCUGGAUAAAGCAGUGCAUUGAGCUCCUGCUGGCAGUGUGUGAGAGAAAUACUACCAUUGGGACAAGCUGUCAGGGUGCUAUGCUGCCCUCCAUCACCAACGUUAUCAACCUUGCUGACAGCCACGACAGAGCAGCAUUCGCUAUGGUAACCCACGUCAAACAGGAGCCUCGUGAAAGGGAAAACAGCGAAUCCAAAGAAGAGGAUGUUGAAAUAGACAUUGAAUUGGCUCCUGGAGAUCAGACCAGUACACCUAAAACUAAGGAACUUUCUGAGAAGGACAUUGGCAAUCAGCUGCACAUGUUGACCAACCGGCAUGACAAAUUUCUUGACUCUCUUCGAGAAGUGAAGACUGGAGCAUUACUGAGUGCCUUUGUCCAGUUAUGCCAUAUUUCUACACCUUUAGCAGAGAAGACUUGGAUACAGCUUUUUUCACGACUUUGGAAGAUCUUGUCUGACCGACAACAACAUGCUCUAGCAGGUGAAAUAAGCCCUUUCUUGUGCAGUGGUAGCCAUCAAGUCCAGCGAGAUUGCCAGCCGAGUGCCCUGAAUUGCUUCGUGGAAGCAAUGUCACAGUGUGUUCCUCCCAUUCCCAUCAGACCUUGUGUCCUGAAAUACUUGGGGAAAACUCACAAUCUCUGGUUUCGUUCUACCCUCAUGCUGGAACAUCAAGCCUUUGAAAAAGGACUGAGUCUACAGAUUAAGCCUAAACAGACAACAGAGUUCUAUGAGCAGGAAAGCAUAACUCCUCCUCAGCAGGAAAUACUGGAUUCCCUUGCUGAGCUGUACUCCCUGCUACAAGAGGAGGAUAUGUGGGCUGGGCUGUGGCAGAAACGCUGCAAAUUCCCAGAGACAGCAACAGCUAUUGCCUAUGAACAGCAUGGCUUUUUUGAACAGGCACAAGAAACUUAUGAAAAAGCAAUGGAAAAGGCUAAAAAAGAGCAUGAACGGAGCAAUGCUUCCCCUUCAAUAUUUCCUGAGUAUCAGCUCUGGGAAGAUCAUUGGAUUCGCUGCUCAAAGGAAUUGAACCAGUGGGAACCUUUGACAGAAUAUGGCCAGUCAAAAGGUCAUAUAAAUCCUUACCUAGUGCUGGAAUGUGCAUGGAGGGUCUCAAAUUGGACUGCUAUGAAGGAAGCUCUGGUUCAGGUGGAGUUGAGUUGUCCAAAAGAGAUGGCAUGGAAAGUGAAUAUGUACAGAGGGUACUUAGCAAUCUGCCAUCCAGAGGAGCAGCAGCUGAACUUCAUUGAGCGCCUGGUGGAGAUGGCAAGUAGCUUGGCUAUCCGGGAGUGGCGAAGGCUUCCUCACGUGGUCUCCCAUGUUCAUACCCCACUUCUCCAGGCAGCACAGCAAAUAAUUGAACUUCAAGAAGCAGCCCAAAUAAAUGCAGGAUUGCAACCAACUAAUCUGGGGAGGAACAACAGCUUGCAUGAUAUGAAGACCGUUGUAAAGACUUGGAGGAACAGGUUACCGAUUGUGUCAGAUGAUUUAUCCCACUGGAGCAGCAUUUUCAUGUGGAGACAACAUCAUUACCAGGCCAUUGUCACUGCGUAUGAAAAUAGUUCUCAGCAUGAUCCUAGCUCCAAUAAUGCCAUGUUGGGAGUUCAUGCUUCUGCAUCAGCAAUUAUCCAGUAUGGAAAGAUUGCUCGAAAGCAAGGGCUGGUCAACGUAGCUCUGGAUAUCCUGAGCCGCAUCCACACCAUUCCAACUGUGCCCAUCGUGGACUGCUUUCAGAAGAUUCGCCAGCAAGUCAAAUGCUAUCUCCAGCUGGCUGGAGUCAUGGGCAAAAAUGAGUGCAUGCAGGGCCUUGAAGUUAUUGAAUCAACCAAUCUGAAGUACUUCACCAAGGAGAUGACUGCUGAGUUUUAUGCGUUGAAGGGAAUGUUCUUGGCACAGAUUAACAAGUCUGAAGAAGCAAAUAAAGCUUUUUCUGCAGCUGUGCAAAUGCAUGAUGUCCUAGUGAAAGCCUGGGCAAUGUGGGGUGAUUACCUGGAGAAUAUCUUUGUGAAAGAACGUCAGCUUCACCUGGGAGUGUCUGCAAUUACUUGCUACCUGCAUGCAUGUCGUCAUCAAAAUGAGAGCAAAUCAAGAAAAUACUUGGCAAAGGUGCUUUGGCUGCUGAGUUUUGAUGAUGAUAAGAACACCUUAGCUGAUGCGGUAGACAAGUAUUGUAUUGGGGUCCCACCCAUUCAGUGGUUGGCCUGGAUUCCACAGCUGUUGACAUGCCUGGUUGGAUCAGAGGGCAAACUCCUUCUGAACCUCAUCAGUCAGGUGGGAAGAGUCUAUCCCCAAGCUGUCUACUUCCCUAUCAGGACCCUCUAUUUGACCUUAAAGAUAGAACAACGAGAGCGCUACAAGAGCGAUUCUGGGCAACAACAGCCAAGUUCAGUUGGAAAUCAGUCCCACUCUGCCUCAGAUCCAGGGCCAAUCAGAGCCACUGCACCAAUGUGGCGAUGCAGCAGAAUUAUGCAUAUGCAGCGAGAAUUGCAUCCAACCCUUUUGUCUUCUCUGGAAGGCAUUGUGGAUCAGAUGGUCUGGUUCAGAGAGAAUUGGCAUGAAGAGGUUCUUAGACAACUGCAGCAGGGCUUGGCAAAGUGCUAUUCAGUUGCCUUUGAGAAAAGUGGAGCUGUUUCAGAUGCCAAAAUCACUCCUCACACACUAAAUUUUGUCAAGAAGUUAGUCAGCACUUUUGGAGUAGGUCUGGAGAAUGUCUCUAAUGUGUCCACCAUGUUUUCUAGUGCAGCCUCAGAGUCAUUAGCUAGGAGAGCACAGGCAACUGCUCAAGAUCCUGUGUUCCAGAAGCUAAAAGGGCAAUUUACAACAGACUUUGACUUCAGUGUGCCAGGGUCAAUGAAACUCCACAAUCUUAUCUCCAAACUGAAGAAAUGGAUCAAAAUCCUGGAGGCAAAAACUAAACAGCUUCCAAAGUUCUUCCUCAUAGAGGAAAAGUGCCGCUUUCUAAGUAAUUUUUCAGCUCAAACUGCAGAAGUGGAGAUACCUGGAGAAUUCCUUAUGCCAAAGCCAACACAUUACUACAUCAAGAUAGCAAGGUUUAUGCCCAGAGUGGAGAUAGUUCAAAAGCACAAUACUGCAGCUAGAAGACUCUAUAUCCGAGGCCAUAAUGGGAAGAUUUAUCCGUAUCUGGUGAUGAAUGAUGCUUGCCUGACGGAGUCACGGCGAGAAGAGAGGGUGUUACAACUUCUUCGCCUGUUGAACCCCUGCUUAGAGAAAAGGAAGGAAACCACAAAAAGACAUUUGUUUUUUACAGUGCCCCGUGUGGUAGCGGUUUCUCCACAGAUGCGUUUGGUUGAAGACAACCCCUCUUCACUUUCCCUGGUGGAGAUCUACAAGCAGCGCUGUGCCAAGAAGGGCAUUGAGCAUGACAACCCUAUUUCCCGUUACUAUGACAGACUGGCAACCGUCCAAGCACGAGGGACUCAAGCUAGCCAUCAGGUUCUGAGAGACAUACUUAAAGAAGUGCAGAGCAACAUGGUGCCACGCAGCAUGCUGAAGGAAUGGGCUUUGCACACAUUCCCCAACGCCACCGAUUACUGGACUUUCCGAAAGAUGUUCACCAUCCAGUUGGCCCUGAUUGGCUUUGCAGAAUUCAUCUUUCACUUAAAUAGACUCAACCCUGAAAUGCUGCAGAUUGCCCAGGAUACUGGCAAGCUCAAUGUGGCUUACUUUCGCUUUGACAUUAAUGAUGCUACCGGAGAUUUGGAUGCCAACCGUCCGGUCCCGUUCCGGCUUACACCAAACAUUUCUGAAUUCCUUACCACCAUUGGGGUGUCUGGGCCACUGACUGCAUCUAUGAUUGCAGUAGCCCGCUGCUUUGCACAGCCAAACUUUAAGGUUGAUGGCAUCCUAAAAACUGUGCUACGGGAUGAAAUAAUUGCAUGGCACAAAAAAACACAAGAGGAUACUUCCUCUCCACUCUCAGCAGCUGGACAGCCUGAAAAUAUGGACAGUCAGCAGCUGGUCUCACUGGUUCAAAAAGCUGUUACUGCUAUCAUGACUCGACUUCAUAAUCUUGCUCAGUUUGAAGGAGGAGAAAGCAAAGUCAACACUCUGGUAGCAGCUGCAAAUAGCUUGGAUAAUCUCUGUCGUAUGGAUCCUGCCUGGCACCCCUGGCUCUAA